AAAACAAAUUAUCACCACACCAGCUUUGACACCAGCUCUGAAAAUUAAAGUUGAAACUAUUGCAGAGGUGUUGCAGAGUAAAUUUACUUUUUCUCUUUGUUCAGUGUUUAAUUGCGCUUUUAAAUCGCAACGAAGUAUUUUAUUAAUUGAAAGUAGUCCCUGUUGAUUUUCUUUGUUCCUUAUUGAUAUUUGAGGUUUCUCCUAAAAACAGGGACUUUUUUGUUGACAUCAUUUCGUUAUUCGGCCAAAAUGUUUCGACCUGACGCUUUAGAUGAACGAGCUGCAUUAGACCGACAGAUUAUUCACAGCAAUCUUAUAAAUGUCGAUGUCAUUUCUCAAAUCGAAAGAGAAUUGCAAGAUGAGCCGUAUGACAUGGUAUCUCUAGUGUUCCUGUUGUAUGAAGUACCGGAUACUGCUUUGCAGAAGUUAGUUACACAUCAAAAGAUAGUGACAGAAAUGCUUGGAACUAAUUUGAAUUUACUUCAUGACUGGUAUCAGCAUUCAAAAUCGAAACCCACUUGGAAACAUGAGUUCCUGGAGGCACUUCUUAUUUGUCAAUUGUUUAACAUAGUUCGAAGAAUAGGAUUUGAUGUCCAAACGCUUCGAAAGCAUUACCAGACAGAUUACCCAGGAUUAAGUAUGUAUGUUGAUCCUUUAAGAAAGAUUUUAUAUAAAAUAUGUGAAGAAAUAGACACUCCAAAUUUAAUAAAACUUCAAAAAUCCUUAUUGACAUAUGAUAUAGAUGUAAGCGGGCACAAUAUAUGUGAAAUUAUAUUACUUGAACUUAUGUCAAGAAGAUUCAUAGGGAUUAAGUAUUACAGACAUGAUGAAAAAUACCUUACUGAAAUAAAAAUUGAUAAGUUUCUGAGAAUAAUUGAAAACUUUGAUGGAUUGAGAAAGUUAUCAUUAGAUUUAAAAUUUCUACAGAAUAAAUUUGCCAAUGAAACAAAUCCAAAUAAUUCCCUCAAGUGUAAGAUGGAUACUACAUCACAACAAAAUGAACAACCUGUAUUAGUUGAACAUACAAAUGAAGGAGGGAUUUUUGAUAUUAACAAUCUUUUAGACAUACAUGAAGAUUUAGAAAAAUUGCAAAUUAAUGAUGGUUUUCAUUUUGAAGCCGAUAAGAAUAGACACAUGGAAGAAAUUUAUGAAAUAAAAAAUAAAAAUAGAUUAGGAUUGUGUUUAAUAAUAAAUCAAGAGAACUUCUAUCCAUCAAGGCAAAGUAUAGAACUUAACAAUCAAAUGGAUCCAUUACAAACAAGGACUGGAUCAACCAAAGACAGAAUUGCAUUAGAAAAUACAAUGUCAUUAUUUAAUUUCGUAGUUAAUAGUCGUUCUGACUUGGGACACAAAGAGAUGAUUAAUUUCAUAAAAGAUAAUAUCAAAAACAAUAUUCAUGAAGAUGAUAGCAUGUUCAUGUUAUGUAUUUUGUCACAUGGUGUGCGAGGGCACAUUUUUGCAGCAGAUUCAGUGAAAAUUAAAGUUGAAGAUAUACAAAAGCUAUUGGACUCUGAUGAAGCAAAGAAACUGCAUUGCAUACCGAAAGUUCUUAUAAUCCAAGCUUGUCAAGUUAUUGAAAACCAAAAUCCAUAUCUAACAACUGACUCGCCCUUGGGUAAUAUAUUCAUAAAAAAAUCAGAUUUUCUAGUAUACUGGGCAACAGCACCUGAAUAUGAAGCUAUAAGACACAUUACUAAAGGAACUGUGUUCAUACAAAAUCUUUGCAAAGCAAUUAGACUUUAUGGAAAUAAAAAACAUUUAUCAGAUAUUUUUACUAUUGUCAAUAAUACAGUCACAAACUACUGCAUGAAACUGAAUCAUCCUCAGGUUCCCAUUUAUGAAAAUAGCUUAAGAAGGGCACUUUACUUAUUUAAGCCAUGAUAGAAAUUAAGAAUAUUAAUGUUAAAACUCAAAAUUGAAUGUAGAUAAGAGAAAGUAAUCUCCUUCAAGUAGGAUGCC
This is a messenger RNA of Bombyx mori (domestic silkworm), 1959 nucleotides long. It is a transcript of the gene Dredd, whose product is annotated as death related ced-3/Nedd2-like protein. Gene Ontology annotation, biological process: proteolysis; regulation of inflammatory response. Gene Ontology annotation, molecular function: cysteine-type endopeptidase activity. NCBI's taxonomy places the organism in Eukaryota, Metazoa, Arthropoda, Insecta, Lepidoptera, Bombycidae. Gene Ontology annotation, cellular component: NLRP3 inflammasome complex; IPAF inflammasome complex; AIM2 inflammasome complex. The record is from RefSeq and is marked provisional.